AUGACAGAACACGAUCAACAGAAGGGCGCAUUGUGCAUGAGGGAUCCUAACACAGGGAUGCCGGAAAUCCUUCGUGCAAAGAAACCCGGCACUAUGAAGACCACUACUUCCAUCAAGAAAAAGUCCACCCAAAAGAAGAAAAUACCAAAAGAAGGAACCAGAAAGUACACAAAGAAGGAAGGCCCCAAAAGAGAAACGAAAAAAGAAAUUUUUGACAGACGCAUUAAGAGCCGUCAUAUGUAUACCAAGGAGGAACAACGAUUCAUCUAUUUCUAUAGAUAUAUUCUUGACAUGAAGCCCGUGGAUUGCCACAAGUUCUUUAACGAAUAUUUUGGCCAUAAUCUAGGACCGGUGGCACUCAACCAACUGGCGGGCCGGAUGAAAAAUCUCCAACCCGAUGAUGUGGUAAAUUGGAAGCACACCGAAGAUUGGGCUAUUGGUGUGAAUAGUACUGUUGAUAGCGAUGAUACUAUCGACAGCGAUGGGGAGUCCACGGACGGGGACUUGACCGACCUGGACGAGGAUAACGACUUGUAG
Molecule: messenger RNA, 537 nt
Organism: Morchella sextelata
Lineage: Eukaryota; Fungi; Ascomycota; Pezizomycetes; Pezizales; Morchellaceae
Exons: 3
Coding region: 1-537 (178 amino acids)
Source: RefSeq, a predicted model, not a curated record